Molecule: messenger RNA, 1523 nt
Organism: Schizophyllum commune H4-8
Lineage: Eukaryota; Fungi; Basidiomycota; Agaricomycetes; Agaricales; Schizophyllaceae
Exons: 3
Coding region: 237-1454 (405 amino acids)
Source: RefSeq, a predicted model, not a curated record
GGGACGCUAAGGGUGCCCUCGCUGUCCGGGACGGUAUAUCAUACCAAGAUCCGUAUACAUUGCUUCCCCUCUCCCUCCUUACCGGUCUGAUGUGGGCAAGCCGGCUUGAAGCUCGGGUGCGUGACAACUAAUCUUGCAGACAAAGGCCCUAUCUUGCUUUCUUCGGAAGUUCCUCAUGUACAUUGACCCUAUAAGAAGAUGUGCUCUUUGAUCUUCCUAACUUUCCAUCCGACACCAUGGGCAACCGAUUCAGCUCGAUCGCGGUAGGGAACAAGGUCACAGCCGAUCGUAGACGCGGCUCGGGUCCCAUUCGCACCGCCAGAUCCUCCGAGCAUCGCACCCUUCCCUACCCCAAACAAUCGCCGAAGAGGGCCGAGCUUGCACGUCGAGGAUCCUCGCACGCGUCCUCUCCCUCGAGCUCCGCGCGCCUUACUCGAUUUCGAGACGACCCUCUGGAUGCAGAAAGCAGCGCUUCCGACAUCGAAGAGGGAUGGGACAGCCAUACGACUGUCAUACGCCCUGUGAACCAGAGCUCGGACAACGCCGCCCACGAUGGGCGGAACUCGAGUGCUGCUCCUCCAUCGUGCGUCUCGACUCUGCCUGCUCCGACGCGCGACUCUAUCGCGCCUCCUAGAGCACACCGCUACACAGCGUUCCUUCACAUGCCAAUAGAAUCUCCGCCCAUAUGCAUUCCCUUGAAUCUCAGGCCGAUCCCCUCACUGCCCACGCACUUCACUUCGACUCAUACGCACAUUCAUGUGCAAGUCGAAGCGCGGACCACUAGCCUUCCCCCACCACGCGCGCAUGUCUCUCGGGAGAGCAGCCCCGACUACGAGCUGUUGAACCCGAACACGCAAGGGCAGGCCGUCUGGGAGAUUGAAGAGGAGGGAAGCCAUGGCGUUGCAAUGACAGAAGUGAGCGAAGAAGGCGGCACAUCCCGAGAGAUUCCGUCAAUCCAAGUCAGCGCUUGCCCAAUUUCGCACGUUAGUGGUAGUACCAUCGAAGCUGGCUUCAUUCCGCCUCAAUUCCCAAAGCCGGUUAGCUCUCCGAACCCGGAUAGCGUGCAAGACAAGAUCCCAAAGCCACCCGGAGAGCCUGGUAAACCGAACAGUGGAGGGUACAAUCUUCAGGAGGCCAUGCGACUGGAGCCAGGUCAUUUUUGCACUGUUCGGACAGGAAUGAAUAACCUGGUCAGAACCUAUCUCGACACCGUGCGGAGCUUCACGAAGCAGACGGAGGAAUGUGUGGCAGCAUAUACGGUGGAGGCUCUCAGGAGCUUUCCCCUACUAGAGGACUACGAGGAUCGCUGGCCGAUACGAGAUUUUGCGAGGAUGCACCUGCACUACCUGCAGAACAAUGCGAGGAGGCAGGAGGAGAGACAGGCGCUGGAAUUGUCGAGGCGCCGUGAGAUUGAGAAUGAGGGCGGGAUUGUAGAGGAACAGCCGACUUUGUAGGCGUGAUUUACAUACACACCGAAGAGUCUCAUCUGGGGAUGCAUAUAAUGCUGUGUGCACUUUCCAAUC